Molecule: messenger RNA, 909 nt
Organism: Dracunculus medinensis (Guinea worm)
Lineage: Eukaryota; Metazoa; Nematoda; Chromadorea; Rhabditida; Dracunculidae
Source: the annotation of a GenBank genome assembly
AUGGAAUACGAUAUAGCAUCCUUUCAUGUUAAUUCAUUUAAUUAUUUAUUGGAUGAGGGUAUUAAUUUGGCGAUUUCGGAUAUUCCUGCUGAAAAAUUGCGAUUGGCAAAUGGUGAUGCUGUCGAAAUAAGAUAUUGCGGAGCUACUGUCGGCUAUCCAACUCUCAAAGAUGAUUUAAUUGUACCGUGUAAUGAUGAUUUAAAAUUGUUUCCGGCCGAAUGUCGGCAGCGUGAACUGACAUAUAAAGCGCCUAUCGAAUUACCCAUAAUGCUGAAAUCGAAUCGGUGCCAUUUGAAUGGCCUUUCACGUGAACAAUUAAUUAAGCAUGGUGAAGAAGGUAAUGAAAAGGGUGGCUAUUUCAUUUGUAAAGGUACUGAAAAGGUGAUUCGUCUUCUGGUAGCCAGUCGACGUAAUUAUCCAAUUGCUCUUAUUCGAAGAAAUUUUCGCGAUAAGGGAGAUUUAUUUACGCAAUACGGAGUUCUAAUGAAAUGCAUUAGACAGAAUCAUUCGGCUACCAUCAUGACUCUCCAUUAUCUAGAAAACGGAACUAUUACGAUUGCAAUUCAGUUUCGUAACGAGCUUUUCUACUUGCCUUUAAUGUAUAUCAUCAAAGCACUUGUAAUGCAAAGUGACCAAAGUAUAUACCAACAUUUUAUUCGAGGUCGUGCAAAAGAUUUGUUUUGGGCAGGAUGCGUUUCAUCAAUGUUGCUGUGUUGCCAAGAAGAUGGUAUAAGAGACCAAGAAAGUGCUUUGAUUGCUUUGGGUUCGCGAUUCCGAGUAACGCUGGAGGAUCGAAUAGGUUCAUGGGAAACCGAUCAGCAAGUGAUGAAAUGUUUAUCAACUUUUGUAGCGGAUAUGUCGGCAAAGGCGACUUUCUGUGAUGGCACUGUUAAUGCAAGUGGUAUUUAA